CCGGCGGGGCGGCUCCGGGGGCGGCGGGGAUGGAGAGGGGGCCCCGCUCCGCCCGGCCCCGGAGGCGGAGCCAGCGCCCGGCGCGGCGGGACCGGAGCCACAUCCCGCAAAGGAGGAGCGGGGCCGGGCACGGGCAGGGCGGCGGGGCCGGAGCCGAGCCCGGAGCUCCCGCAGCGGGGCCGGAGCCGAGCCCGGAGCCGGAGCUCCCGCAGCGGGGCCGCCCCGCACCGCGCCGCGCCAUGUGGUGGGACGAGCGGGUGUCGGCGCGGUUCCGGAGGAACCUGCAGCCCACCCUCACCUACUGGAGCGUCUUCUUCAGCUUCGGCCUCUGCAUCGCCUUCCUGGGGCCCACGCUGCUGGACCUGCGCUGCCAGACCCAGAGCUCGCUCUCGCAGAUCACCUGGGUCUUCUUCUCGCAGCAGUUCUGCCUCCUGCUCGGCAGCUGCCUCGGAGGGGUCUUCAAGAGGACGCUGGCCCAGUCCCUGCUGGCCCUGUUUGCCUCCUCCCUGGCCAUUUCCCUGGUGUUUGCCAUCAUCCCCCUGUGCCACAACGUGGUGCUGCUGGCCGUGGUCAUGGCCGUGGCCGGGCUGGCCAUGGGCUGCAUCGACACCAUCUCCAACAUGCAGCUGGUCAGGAUCUACCAGAAGGACUCUGCCAUCUUCCUGCAGGCCCUGCACUUCUUCGUGGGGUUUGGGGCUCUGCUGAGCCCCCUGAUCGCCGACCCCUUCCUGUCAGACACCAACUGCAUCCUGGCCAACGGCAGCAGCGCCUCCAGCAACCUCCCGCACCUGCGCAAGUCGCUGCUGCCGCAGCGCCCCGGGAACCUGUCCCACCUGGAGCUGCCCACCAGGGGCCUGGUGGUGACACGGGUGUCCUACGCCUUCUGGAUCAUGGCCCUCAUCAAUCUGCCCGUGCCCAUUGCUGUGUUCUUCCUGCUCUACAAGGAGCGGAUGGUGCCCUGCCUCAACGGCAGCAGCCACCCGCUGCUGCCAGCCGACGAGCUGGCCCUGGAGACACGGCCUGGGGACAAGGACGAGCUCUCCACCGCUGCCCAGAGACCCCACACGGCUGCAGGUCAUGAGGAUUUGUUCAGCUGCUGCCAAAGCAAAAACUUCCAGGGGGCUUCCUUCACCUAUUUUGCUGUGCACAUCACCGGGGCUCUGGUUCUCUUCAUGACUGACGGCAUCGUGGGGGAGUACUCAGGCUUCGUGUACAGCUACGCCGUGGAGGAGCCGCUGGCCGUGGUGCACAAGGUGGCCGGGUACCUGCCCAGCCUUUUCUGGGGCUUCAUCACCCUGGGCAGGCUCAUCUCCAUCCCUGUGUCCUACAGGAUGAAGCCAGCCACCAUGGUCUUCAUCAACGUGGUUGGGGUCCUCAUCACCUUCCUGCUGCUCCUGAUUUUCUCCUCCAGCGUGAUUUUCCUGUUUGUGGGCACAGCAUCCCUGGGGCUGUUCCUCAGCAGCACCUUCCCCAGCAUGCUGGCCUACACUGAGGACAUCCUGCAGUACAAAGGCUGUGCCACCACCGUGCUGGUGACUGGAGCUGGCAUUGGAGAGAUGGUGCUGCAGCUGCUGGUGGGCUCGAUUAUCCAUGAUCGGGGCAGCUACAGUUUCCUGGUGUGUGGGAUGAUCUUUGGAUGCCUGGCCUUUACCUUCUACGCCCUGCUGGUGUUUUUCCACAGGAUGUACCCCCAGCCCUCCCCAGAGCUGGACGAGGCCUCCCCGGGCAGGGCAGCAGAGCCCGAGGACACGGGGCAGUACCAGCGCUGAGGGAGGCCCGGCCCACAGCAAGAAAGAAAUAAAGAAAUAAAGAAAUAAAACAAACCCAGCCCAGUCAAACACCGCCCCCAAGGCUGAGCUCACUUUCAUGAACUGCACCCGGCCAGUUCUCGGCAAUCAAAGCACAGGAGGUGGCAAAGGCAGAAGGAGGAAAUCCAGCCCUGAGCGUCGAGCUGAGCACGGGAUGUGCCAAAAACAAAAAAAAAAAAAAAAAGAAAAAAGAUAACAAAAAGCCUGGGAGUGCCAGCCUGGGACUGAAAGCAGGGAUGUUUGCACAGCAAUUCCUCCUGAAAAUGAACUUUUAUUUUUUACCUGCUCAGGACAGAGGGUGGGCAGGAAAAGCUGCUCUCUGCCCCUGAGUGUCUCCUGCGGAGGGAUCGGGUUGAUUUCUGGCCUGGGUGCACAGGAAUCCACAGCACAAUCCUGGGUUUGAAUUCACUUCUGUGACUGGGGUCAGAGUCCCCUGCCCUGGGGCAGCUCAGAGCCCCCAGUUUGCAGACACAGGUCCUGCCCCAUCACUCCCAACAGUGUCUUACUCAGCAUGCUCAGGCCUCUUCAAUGAUUUUAAAUUAUCAUUUGCUUUUGUUUUUUGCUUUUUUUUUUUUUUUUGUUGGAGAGGGUGGUUCUCUUUGUUUCUGUUUAAGUUAAGAAUGAGCUGUGCUGGUUUGUUUUGCUUUAAAUCACUCCUCGAGCUGCUCCACUGUUUGUUUGUUUUAAGGUCGGUUUUAUUUCCAAGUGAAGCUCUAAAAGAGAAGGAAUUUUUUUUUUUUUUUCUUUUUUUGGGAGCCAGGCUCCAGCUGCUUCACCUGUGCAAUCUCCUCAUGCAGUGCCUUGUGUAAGGUACUGGCCCAGCCUCCAGGACAGGAGUGGGAUUUGGAGGGAUGUCUGAAUUCCUCCUGCCAGGAGUGGCUGUGGAUGUAACUCCUUGCUUGAACUGCUGUCUGUGAUGUACAUAUGUAGGUGUGUAUAUAGAGCAGUGUUUAAUUAAAGGUGAUUGAUUGCUAA
This is a messenger RNA of Oenanthe melanoleuca, 2783 nucleotides long. RefSeq names its product major facilitator superfamily domain containing 4A (gene SLC60A1). Lineage: Eukaryota; Metazoa; Chordata; Aves; Passeriformes; Muscicapidae. The transcript is spliced from 10 exons. The record is from RefSeq and is a predicted model, not a curated record. The coding region runs from base 30 to 1769 and encodes 579 amino acids.